AUGGCACAGGCCAGAGUCGACACCAUCGUCCGCGGCGGCCAGGUCGUUACGUCGUCACAGGUCCUUGACGCCGCCGUGGCGAUCCAGGGCGACAAGAUUGUCGCGGUGGCACCUGAGCACCUCCUGCCGCCCGCUGACCGCGUCAUCGACGCCGAGGGCAAGUUCGUGCUCCCCGGCCUCAUCGACGCCCACGUCCACCUCGACGGCCACGACGACUACGCCCUCGGCGCCCGGGCGGCUGCCCACGCCGGCAUGACCACGCUCAUCCCCUUCGCCAACUACACCCUCGACGGCGACGAGACGCUGGUGCAGGCCGGUAACCGCAUCCGCGAGGAGAUCAACGCCUCCGCGGUCGUCGAUUUCGGCUUCCACUUCAUCCUGCAGAACCGCCCGUCCAUCCUGCGCUCGCUCCCCGAGGCCAUGGACAUGGGCUUCAAGUCCUUCAAGAUGUUCAUGACCUACAAGAAGCGCCCCGGCCGGAUGUGCGACGACGACUACAUCUGCCAGUCAAUGGAGAUGGUCGCCCGCGCCGGCGGAGUGCUGCAGCUCCACUGCGAGAGCGGCAACAUCAUCGAGUACCUCGAGAACAAGCUCAUCGCCGACGGCCACACCCACCCCGAGUUCUUCCCCGUGGCCUGCCCCGACUGGGCCGAGGAGGAGGCCAUCAACCGCGCCAUCGCCAUGGCCGCCGCCACCCGCUGCCCCACCUACGUCGUCCACCUCAGCACCCAGCUCGGCCUUGAGCGCAUCAAGCAGGCCCAGUCCCAGGGCCAGCGCAUCUGGACCGAGACCUGCCCUCAGUACCUGCUCCUAUCCGACGCCGAGAUGAGCAAGGUCGGCCCGCUGGCCAAGAUCGGCCCGCCCCUGCGCCCCGAGGACGGCCCCGACCGCGACGCCCUGUGGGCCGGCCUGCAGCAGGGCCACAUCUCCAUCGUCGCCAGCGACCACUCGCCCCACCCGCAGGAGCUCAAGAAGCCCGGCUGGGACAACAUAUUCGUCACCCCCGACGGCGCAUCCGUCCCCUUCGGCUCACCCGGCAUCGAGACGCUGGCCCCCCUGAUGUACAGCGAAGGCGUGGUCAAGCGCGGCAUGCCCAUCACCUGGCUGGCCCGCGUGAUGGCCGAGAACCCCGCCCGUAUCUUCGGCCUCUACCCCCGCAAGGGCGUCAUCCAGCCCGGCGCCGAUGCCGACCUACUGAUCCUCGACCCCGGCGUAGACCGCGUCAUCACGUCUGAGGACCACCUGAGCAACGCCGGCUACUCCCUGUUCGAGGGCUGGGAAAUCACCGGCCGCCCCUGGAUGACCCUCCUCCGAGGCCAGAUCCUGCUAAACGACGGCAAGCUCGAACAGCAACCAGGCUACGGCCAGUUCAUGGAGUGCCAAAGCCCCACCACCCCCCUAGCCGGCCCGGUGAGUUAG
Geodia barretti is the source of this 1419-nucleotide messenger RNA. The record is from the annotation of a GenBank genome assembly. NCBI's taxonomy places the organism in Eukaryota, Metazoa, Porifera, Demospongiae, Tetractinellida, Geodiidae.